GGUAGGGCGAAGAGUUCAGUCUUAGUCGCCGGCUCAUUCACCGAUUUCUCAGCGGUGGACGGAGGCCGCCACGGCAAGCAGCUUCCAACUACUCCUGCAUCUUCAUAGUUCUCAUCUUCCGCCGCUCCACUCUCAGCCAGGCAGAGUGACCAACAGACUCGCUAACUGGCACCUUCACGCCGGAGGAUCCCAAGCCCAGGAGGCCCGAACCGGCGCUCCUGGGACAGCCAGACGGGAUGUCGUUUGGAAAGGGGUGCUAACUAAGUGCCUCCACGCUGGGAGCCAGGUGCACUGGCUCCUGGCCAUCGGCCGAACGGCGGCGGCGGAGGGGAUGAGCCCGGGACGUUCAAGGCGUCUGCCGCGAGCUACCGCCCCGAGGUGGACGCCAAGCAGGGCUCUUAGCAGGACAGCGCGGACCCUUGCCCGCAGGGGCACGCGUCUGCGGAGCCUCGGGGCCGCGCCUGCUGUCAGGAUGCCCUGGGCGCCUCCCUACUGGUGAGGAUGCCCUGUUGUGAGGCUGUGCCAUUCCUAAUCCUGGUCUCAAGUGGGCGCGAUUGAGUGGGCUUGGCUUUAGCCCCUUGCUCCGGUGGAUGAAAAGCGCUGGAGUCCUUGUGUGCAAUCAGCGAUCGAAUCUGAAUUCUAAGAGCCAUGGACGAAAGUACUGGGCCGCAGCCCCCGGGGAAAGAGCAGCUGGAGGCACCGGUCACAGUAGGAGCUGUCCAAGAGAAGUGCGAGCCAGAGACCUUCAGGUCUAAGAGUUUACCGGUCCUGAACAGCGCCUCCUGCCGGCCGAACCUCAGUCCUGAGAGUGUAGACUUCAAGUCGGCCUUUGGCUGUAAGGAUUCUUUAGGCCACCAGGAGUUGAAGCAAGGCCGGAGCCUGUUGGCCCCUAGUCCCUCUGCCCCGUCCACUUCGGCGGGGAUGACAGGGCUCGUGGACUGUACCCACAGGAAGGACGUAAGCAAAACCGUCUCGGUGUCCUCCACUUUGGCCACGCUGCAGGAAAGAAGGUGCCUCCAUGUGGUCCUCACCGAUUCCCGCUGCUUCCUGGUUUGUAUGUGCUUUCUGACCUUCAUACAAGCGUUAAUGGUCUCCGGGUACCUGAGCAGUGUCAUCACCACCAUUGAAAGACGCUAUAGUCUGAAGAGUUCCGAGUCGGGGCUGCUGGUCAGCUGCUUUGACAUCGGGAACCUGGUGGUGGUGGUGUUCGUCAGCUAUUUUGGCGGCCGGGGUCGGCGGCCCCUGUGGCUGGCGGUAGGUGGACUUUUCAUUGCCAUCGGGGCUGCCCUCUUCGCCUUACCUCACUUCAUCUCGCCUCCCUACCAGAUCCAAGAGUUGAACGCCUCGGCGUCCAACGAUGGCUUGUGUCAGAAUGGCAACUCCACUGCCUCUUCGGAGCCUGCCCCCUGUCCGAAGGACUCAGGAGGAAAUAACCACUGGGUUUAUGUGGCUUUAUUCAUUUGUGCACAGAUUCUCAUUGGAAUGGGCUCCACGCCUAUUUAUACCCUGGGACCAACCUACUUAGAUGACAAUGUUAAGAAAGAAAAUGCAUCCUUGUACCUAGCCAUCAUGUAUGUCAUGGGAGCACUUGGCCCUGCGGUGGGAUAUUUAUUAGGUGGACUUCUUAUUGGUUUUUAUGUUGAUCCCAGAAAUCCUGUUCACCUUGACCAGAAUGAUCCUCGUUUCAUUGGAAACUGGUGGAGUGGAUUCCUCCUUUGUGCCAUUGCAAUGUUUCUUGUGAUAUUCCCAAUGUUUACUUUUCCAAAAAAGCUUCCACCUCGACACAAGAAAAAGAAAAAGAAAAAAUAUUCUGUUGAUGUUGUUAGUGAUGAUGACGUUAUGAAGGAGAAAUCGAACAAUAGUGAACAAGUGGACAAAAAAGUUUCUUCAAUGGGAUUUGGAAAGAAUGUCAGAGACCUACCAAGAGCAGCUGUCAGGAUCUUAAGCAACAUGACAUUCCUUUUUGUGAGUUUGUCAUACACAGCUGAGAGUGCCAUUGUAACUGCUUUCAUUACCUUCAUUCCCAAGUUCAUCGAGUCACAGUUUGGUAUCCCAGCUUCCAAUGCCAGCAUCUACACUGGUGUUAUUAUUGUCCCCAGUGCUGGUGUUGGUAUUGUCCUAGGAGGCUACAUUAUAAAAAAAUUGAAACUUGGUGCAAGAGAAUCUGCAAAAUUAGCAAUGAUCUGCAGUGGUGUGUCUUUACUGUGUUUUUCAACCCUAUUUAUUGUUGGAUGUGAAAGUAUCAACCUAGGGGGCAUAAACAUCCCUUAUACAACAGGACCUUCUCUGACCAUGCCUCACAGGAACCUGACAGGAAGCUGCAAUGUUAAUUGUGGUUGUAAAAUACAUGAAUAUGAGCCAGUGUGUGGAUCAGAUGGAAUUACAUACUUUAACCCCUGUUUGGCUGGUUGUGUUAAUAGUGGUAAUCUUAGCACUGGGAUUCGGAAUUAUACAGAAUGCACCUGUGUCCAAAGUAGACAAGUGAUCACUCCACCCACAGUGGGACAGCGAGGUCAGCUCCGAGUGGUUAUCGUCAAAACGUAUCUCAACGAGAAUGGCUAUGCUGUGUCAGGGAAGUGCAAACGGACCUGCAAUACCCUGAUCCCAUUCUUAGUGUUUCUCUUCAUAGUCACCUUCAUCACAGCAUGUGCCCAACCGUCAGCCAUCAUAGUGACACUCAGGUCUGUCGAAGAUGAGGAGAGACCUUUUGCCCUGGGAAUGCAGUUUGUUUUGUUGCGAACACUUGCAUACAUUCCUACUCCGAUUUACUUUGGAGCCGUGAUUGACACCACCUGCAUGCUCUGGCAACAGGAAUGUGGAGUGCAGGGCUCUUGCUGGGAGUACAACGUGACGUCAUUUCGUUUUGUCUACUUUGGUUUGGCGGCUGGCCUCAAAUUUGUUGGCUUUAUUUUUAUUUUUCUGGCCUGGUACUCCAUCAAAUACAGAGAGGACGAGCUGCAGAGGCAGAGGGGCAGAGAAUUCCCUCUGAGCACCGUGAGCGAGCUUGUGGGCCAGCCCAGCAAAGCCGAGAAGUAUGCCCGGACUAGAUCCUGUCCAGCGUUUAGCACCCAGGGAGAAUUCCACGAAGAAACUGGUCUACAGAAAGGGAUCCCAUACACAGCACAGACCUAUCCGGGGCCUUUCCCCGAAGCAAUAAGUUCUCCAGACCCAGGGCUGGAAGAGAGCCCUGCUGCCAUGUAGCCUCCCUCCUGAAGCUUGAACAUGGAAGACUUGUUUUGUUGGUUGAGUAGAAUAUGGUGGUUUGAGAAACACCUGUGCCUUCUUUCUUUUUUUAACCUCAACAGACACAAUCCUCAAACCAACAAAACUCAGUAUACACAGCCACUGUCGAUUGAGGGCUGGAUACCUCAACAAGACUAAGAGCCUUUCCCCUCUUUUCUCCAAGGAGGAGUUUAGAUACAUUUGUUAUCACUUUUGCUAUGUUAAUUUAAUGCUUAUGCUCCAAUGUGGCAUAAGGCUGAGGUCCACGGUUAACAAAAUCAUGGGAAAGGCAAUGGCCCCACAUAUCAUUAGCAUACACUCCAAACAAAGGUGAGCCUGACCAUGUCCUUGCACUUGCAAAUCCAAGUUUUUAGAUAUGAACACCUACUGUGAGUUCUGCUACAAAGCACAAAUGAAUCUGCCUCAACUAUGCAAUUUAAUUGGAAAAAUGUUAAGUGCAGCAUGUUACUUUUGCGUACAGAGAAUAAAGCAGAUACGUUUUUUGAAAAGAGGAAGCUGAGGUUCCCUAAAAUACUGUUAAUAGCAUUUUAAGCCAUAGCAGAGUUAUCAGUCAGGUAGAAUUUUUCAGAUGCUUCAAAGGAACCCCAUGCAUAGUGCAGUAAGAGGAAUGACUGUCAUUUCAUAGGACACGUCUUCUCUUUUAGUUUGCCCUAUCAUAAGGUAGUUAGAGGCUGCUGAGCCAUAAAUCUGAAAACUCGAAUAUAAAAUCAGUAUUCUUUAUAUGGGGCUUUAAAACUAGUGUGCUAAACAACGUGGCUAGAAACCAAUAUGAGAUGCAUCAUGAAGAGAGAAACUGAUGGCUUUCUCAUCCAAGGAAAUUGCUGCAGAAAUUCCUUUAGCUCUUAAGGACUCGCAUAAGAUUAGUUAAGAAUUGCAACCUUGACAUUCAAAAUAGAUGAAAAAGAAAUUCCAGAGGUAAGAUUGGGUCCCGCCUGAGCAUUUUAGUUAUAUCCUUAAAGUCCUGGAAAAAUCUAUAUUGUUUUCCUUUUUCUAUACAGAAAAUUGCUGUGGCUACUGCUGGAAAUGAGUAAUUAAAUCAGGAAAGCCAUACCUGGGAUACGAAAAUCACUUUGAAUACAGGAGGAGGAAUAUCUGUGAGCUGAACCUGAAAUAUGAUCUUAAGUAGAGAAAAAUGAUUUAAAAUAAGCCAAUCUAUCAUAGGAAUUUCUGUUUCAUCAGAGUUAGCCUCAUUUUGAUUUACCUUUCCUUCCCUCCAGUGGAAUGCCUGCCAUGAUUUCGAGAGAGGAUUUUCCUGUUCUUAAAUGCACUUUGGGUUCAUUAUCCAUCAUUCUUUCCAGAACCUCCCAGCAUAUCAUUUAGACUUAGGCACCACAUAGGAUGCUUUCUAUGUGCUUCUUAAGAAGAACAGCACUAAUGGACUGACAGAAGGUUACUCAUGGGCUCUGACUGUGAGAGACGGAAAGGUUCAAAUACCAAUAGAAUCGUGUACUCCUUCCACAUAAGCCUAUGCUUUUGUAGAGCUAACCUAGGAAAUGUUGUUCUUGUCUGCUUUGCCCUCUUCCACACAACAGUGGUGAUGGGCAGACUGUCCCGUGAUUCAGGCUUUUGGCCUCCAUCCUUGCUUGGGUACAGGGUGUUUUCCUCUUCAUCUAGGAAUGGCAUUGGCCAAAUGGUUGCAAGCAGUUUGUGGACUAAACAAAUGCAAGUGUCUCAGGUGACAGGGGCUUCCCUUUGUUCCCUGGGCUUGGCUUUUAGGGAGAGGAGCAGCCUUACCUGGCUAAGACUGUAAUUACACUGGUAUCUGUCAAACUUUGGUCAAUGUGGUGUACAAUGAAGGUUUCCAGAACAAAUUGCUGAUUAAUUUAGUGUCUGCUCUGGGGACUCAGGGUUCCUCUUUACCUCUGUGGGAGACCUUGAUCCUUUUUAGAAUGGAAAAUUUCCUUCAGUGUUGGGAGCUAGAGAUGUGUAGGAUGCGGAGGGGUGGCACUUCCGUAAUUUUUCUCUGAUCAUUAAGAUACCACACUAAGAGACUUCUGGUGGGACUGGCACUGUUUCUUGGUAUUCAGAUUGUUGGACUCUCCAUAAGUAAUUACUGCUUUUUCUCAAAAGGUCAUCAGUUCAGUCGUCAUCAACUGGGCACCAGCUAUCUCUCGGGUACCAUUUUACCCAAGUAGCAUUUGCAACUCCAUGAAAUCUUUUGGGGGUGAUUAGGCCAGAACUCAAAGAAAUUGAACGGAAAUGUGUACCACAUGUUAAUAUCGUACUUCCUGAUACUUUUAUAUAUAAAGCAGGUGUAUUAUUAUUGUGUUGUUGGUAAAUGUAGAAUAAGUAGUUUAAGGUAUGAAGGUGUGAUUAUUUUGGAAUGUGUACUGAUUCAGAAUUGUUCCCCAAAUGUGUUGGGCUCUGGUAGCGUAAUUGGAACGUGACAUAGUCAGCUAAAUGACUAUUUUGUAGAUGAUACCAUCUAACUGUGUAUAUAAGAUCUUAUGUAUUUGUUAAUAAAUUGGUCAUGUUACUUUAUAGUCACAGAUCCUAUUAGAAGUUUUAAUUGCCACUCUUCAUGCACAUAGGCUUCAACUUACUUGUUUUGGCAAAAGAUCAUCUUGCCCUUUAUCAACUCUGUUCAUUGUAUUAUUUGCCUUUGAUAUGCAAAUAUAUUAUCCUUGAGUCCAUUAAUUUAGAAACUCUCAAAGAGUAGGUGGAUGUUUGGAACACAUUUUUGGUUAUCUUCCUUAGUAUGGAAUCCUUAUUCCUGGUAGGUGGAUUUAUUUCUUGAAAACAGUUGAAAGUCACUCGGAAUCAUGGUAUUGGGAGUGAGGGGAAAGGAGGAGCAGAGAGGACACAGAUGAUCAUUUGUGGAUUGUGGACUAUUUUUCAGAGCCAUUUUGUCAAACACUUAUGUAUACAUCGUUCAUUUUAAUCCUUUUAAUAACUUGCAAGGAGUUUAUUUUUAUUUAUUUAUUUAUUUUGGUGGUGCUGGGAUUGAACUCAGGGCCUCACAUAUGCUAAGCACAUAUUUCACCAUUGAGCUACACCCCAACCUUGUUUUUGUUACUUUGUAAAAAUCGAUGUGAACAUGAGACUCAGAGAGGUAAAGUAACUUAUUUAGGACUGUACAGAGUGGCAAAGUCAGGAUUCAGAUAUAGAUUUCUCUCAUUCACUUUUUAUACUACCUAAUGUAGCAAAUGGCUUUUGGUUAACAAAGGCAAGAUGUGACUAUAAAAUAGUGAGGUUAUUUCAUUAUAUUAUGUUUUACUGUUUUUGAAGAAUAGAGACACUAUUAUUUCUUCUUGUAGAUAGAAAAAAAAAAGUAGGAAACACCUGUAGGAACCAUCAGCAUUUGAUGUUUAAC
Sciurus carolinensis (gray squirrel) is the source of this 6556-nucleotide messenger RNA. RefSeq names its product solute carrier organic anion transporter family member 5A1 (gene Slco5a1). The transcript is spliced from 10 exons. Gene Ontology annotation, molecular function: protein binding. The record is from RefSeq and is a predicted model, not a curated record. Gene Ontology annotation, cellular component: membrane. Gene Ontology annotation, biological process: sodium-independent organic anion transport; transmembrane transport. NCBI's taxonomy places the organism in Eukaryota, Metazoa, Chordata, Mammalia, Rodentia, Sciuridae. The coding region runs from base 649 to 3201 and encodes 850 amino acids.